UAGUUCAGGGUCGAGUGCUCCUGGGACUAAUUUGGAUGAGGUCAGCGGUAAUUUUUGCAAAGACACUCUUCAAAAUGGCGGCACUUUCUGAAUACGAAAACGCGAUGUUUCUCGAGCUUAUGGAUGACGAUGGCUUGUUUGUCACCGCUAAGGGGUUGAGCAUAGAGAGAGUGGUCACAAACUUUCUGAAGAUCCACUGUGUUACAAGCGAUCCGUCAUCGAUUUCCUUAAUCCUAGUUAUCAACACAACAGAUAAAGAAGAAAGUGGAUUUCUUUUCAGGACUAUAUACUUGAUGAACUAAAAUCUUCAGAUGUUCCAUUGCCUAAAGUGAUCACCACUGAAUUCAGUUCAUC
Molecule: messenger RNA, 354 nt
Organism: Orbicella faveolata
Lineage: Eukaryota; Metazoa; Cnidaria; Anthozoa; Scleractinia; Merulinidae
Product: DNA repair endonuclease XPF-like
Biological process (GO): nucleotide-excision repair involved in interstrand cross-link repair; double-strand break repair via homologous recombination; resolution of meiotic recombination intermediates
Cellular component (GO): nucleotide-excision repair factor 1 complex
Molecular function (GO): single-stranded DNA binding; damaged DNA binding; single-stranded DNA endonuclease activity
Source: RefSeq, a predicted model, not a curated record